AUGAGCAAGAUUAUUAUUUUGUCAUUGAUGACAGCAUGUAGUAUUGCAUAUAGCCUGAACUAUUAUCGUGCAUGUUAAAAAGCUGUUUGCGCUGUUCCUUAUUAAACUUGCUAAAAUAAUCUUGCCUGUUAGCAAACAUUUAAAACUUGUGAAGAAUGUAUGUAUUGUAAUUAAAAAAACAAUGUAAGUUGAAGUUUAUUAUCUAAAUCCCCAUUAUAAAAUAUAAUAAGAUCAUUUUUUUAAAUAACAAUUAUCUUAUAUUAACAAUAGUUUAUUAAAGGUUUUAGAAUGUGAAUCUAGAGAGGAUAAUUGCUUUGAAGGAUGUAUUUUUAGUUCAAAUUCACUGCUUGUAUAAUAAUUAGCACGUUGUUCAUUGAAUAAUAAGUGCACUAAUUCUUUUUAAAGCCAUAAGGAUAUCACAUGUCCAAAUAGUUGUUAGGAACCAGCGAAAUUGGGAAAUGAAGCAUGUAGUACACCAAAGACUUACGCUACUACAGAGUGCGUAUCGGACUUCUUAAUUUAGAUUGGGAGAGAUGAAUGUGCAGGGGAGGACUGCGUAUGCAAAACACUACCAGCAUUAGACAUUUAUAUUGUUGGAUGUUAUUGUUGA
Molecule: messenger RNA, 610 nt
Organism: Paramecium octaurelia
Lineage: Eukaryota; Ciliophora; Oligohymenophorea; Peniculida; Parameciidae
Source: the annotation of a GenBank genome assembly